Messenger RNA from Arachis duranensis, 865 nucleotides. RefSeq lists its product as uncharacterized. The record is from RefSeq and is a predicted model, not a curated record. Lineage: Eukaryota; Viridiplantae; Streptophyta; Magnoliopsida; Fabales; Fabaceae. Gene Ontology annotation, molecular function: RNA binding. Gene Ontology annotation, cellular component: nucleolus. The transcript has a single exon. Bases 23 to 682 code for a protein of 219 amino acids.
UUUUCUUUGUCCUUACUGCAUAAUGCAGUCAAACAUGGUGUUGUCUUCAAUGGAAGUUGAAGCUGCCCCUGAGGCAAAACCAUUGCCUCCAAAGCCUAAGUUCGAGCCUUUGAAGCCUCAUGAGAUGUCCGAUGGUCAGUUUCAGUUUCGGAAGGUAUCUGUUCCACAACAUCGCUACAAUCCUCUCAAGAAAGCAUGGAUGGACAUCUAUACUCCCAUAUACGAGCAGAUGAAAAUCGACAUCCGCAUGAAUUUGAAGGCUCGGAAGGUUGAACUGAAGACGAGGCCAGAUACACCCGAUAUUAGUAACCUGCAAAAAUGUGCUGAUUUUGUCCAUGCUUUCAUGAUGGGAUUCGAUGUCGUAGAUGCCAUUGCGCUACUCCGUCUGGAUGAGCUCUAUGUUGAGUCCUUCGAAAUCAAGGAUGUUAAGACACUUCGAGGUGAUCACUUGUCUCGCGCUAUUGGAAGAUUAUCUGGUAAAGGCGGUAAAACUAAGUUUGCAAUCGAAAAUGCAACUAAGAUGAGGAUUGUGAUUGCUGACACUAAAAUACACAUUUUGGGGUCAUUUGCCAACAUCAAAAUUGCGAGAGAUUCUCUUUGUAGCCUUAUCAUGGGAUCACCCGCGGGUAAGGUAUAUUCGAAACUAAGAGCAGUUACAGCUAGACUGGCAGAAAGAUUUUGAUCUUCCUAAUCAUGAUCUGGACUUUUUUUUUCUAAUUCUAUAGAUUAUGAGAUGAAGUGUGAUGAGGAUGAGUUAUUGUGUAAGUGGUUAGUUCUUCAAUUAAUUGUAAGAGUUUAAUGUAAUGGAAUAAUUGUAAAGUUUGUGCUCUAUGAACAUUUAUUAUAAGAGUUUAAUUUUGAUGCA